AUUAAUUGACAGUCUAUAUUAUAUGUCAUUGGCCUCCUACUCCAACUUAGAGCCGUCAUUUUGACAAUUUUAGCUUACUUGCCUUUUUAAAAAUAUUUUUUAAAACCUAAAAUUUCAGGCUGUGUUUUGCAAUAUAAAUGAAUGAUUUCAUUAUAUUUAAUAAAGUUUCUUUUAUUUAGAACUAUUGAAUCAUAUGAUAUUAUCAGUCAUUAUUCCUUUGAAAAUUUAAAUAGUAAAUGUGAAAUUGAUGUUUUAUGUUUUGAGAAGAAUAAUGUUUUUUGUUUGGGAAAUCUCAUGCCAUAUAAUUCUAUAGGAAGUGUUAAUAAUACUCCUAAUGAAUACGCUAUUCAAAAUUGGAAUGUAUUAGAGAAAAUCCCCAAGUGCUGGCCUUAUAUUCAGUUUUAUCUGUGCUCCUAUGCUUAUCCAUUAUGCAAAAAUAAUAAGAUUCAAGUUUUAAGUGUAAGUAAUUGUAGAUUGAUUAAGUAUUCAUGCCGAUUUCUUCUCAAAAACUAUAACCCUUAUUUUUUGAAUUGCUCUUUGUCAUCAAACCAAUGUCCAAGCUCAAUGUAUAAUUUUGAAAACAGUAGUGAAUCACAUAGUUGCUUAUCACCAUUAGUUUAUUCAAACGUGUACCAAAAAUGGCAUAAAGAUAUAGAUUUCUGUGGCUACCCAUGCAAAUUAAAUUCAUAUAAUUAUGAUUUUGAUAAAGUUUUUUAUGGUAUUUAUACAGCAUCAAAUUUUCUUACAAUAAUAUAUUAUUUUCUAAUAUUGAUAAUAUUUAUUAUGAAUUUUAAAAAACAAAUGCUAAAUUAUAUCAAUUUGCCCUUAUUUAUUGGAAUUAAAUUGAAUAUCCUUUCAAUUAUUCCUUGCUUGAUGGUGAAUUAUGAGAAUAUAAGAUAUAGCAUUGCAUGUUCAGCUGAUGGAACUUCUAGAAGCUCAAUUACAAAAAACGACAUCACAACUCCUUGCAAUUUAUCUUUUAUUCUAAUAUAUUUUUCUACUUUGUCUUCUCAAAUAUGGAAUUUGAUUAAUACAAAUCAAUUGUCAAGAAUGAAAAGAAAAAAUAAAUCUUAUUUAUUGACAAUUCACUGCAUUGCAUGGGGAAUACCACUGGUUUUGCUCAUACUAACAUACGCCUUUUCACAAAUUGUUGGAAGCUAUAGAUUGGGAAUAUGUUUUUUGAAUAUUUCUACAAACAAAUUUGACUUAUUUAUACUGGUUCCUAUAUUCAUUAUAUCACUAUUAGGUAAAGAUAAAAGUGUUAUUAAAGGGGAGUUUUACUUUUGGUUAAUCUGUUCGAUCAUUAUCAUUAUUUGUUACUUUAUCAAAAUUAGUGUCACAGUCUUGGAAAACAGUUGGCAUGAGAACAAUUUCGAUAACUAUCUUUGGUGCCAAAUAUAUACAAAGAUAAAUUAUCCCAAUGCAAAUUACCCUGGUUUAAAUGAAUGCAAAUUAAAAUAUUUGGAUGCCGACGAUACUUCGAUUCGCACCUUCUACAUUUUAGCCUGCACUUUAGUUUUUAUAUACAGAAAUUUAGUGGGCACAAAGAUUUUAUGGAACAUAUGCUCUUCAAAACUGUAUCAGCUCAGAUCUUCUCAAACCGGAGAUAUAGAUAGUGAUCCAAAUAAUGACAGUGACUGUGAUUAUGAUGAAAAGGACGAGUUUAAAAACGAGAAAAAUACUAAGAACUGUUUAUUGCUAUAUGCUGAAAAUAAUUCCGAAACCCAAAUGAUAAAUUCUUGGGGGAACCAACUUCAAUAUCUUCCAUCUAUUCCUGCUUAUUUUGAUCAAUAUGAUCUCAAGGCACUAAUACUACAUAAAUACGCACGGUUUAACCAAUGUUAUUGUGUUCCAAUUUUCCCUGAUUUAGAUUAUCAUCAUAAAAACUUUUCUCAUUAUUAUAGUAUGUGCUAUUCUAGUAAUAAAAUAUACGUUGAUGGUUUUAACAACUCAACUAACAUCUCUAUGAAUGGAUCAGCAAUCUCAAGUAUUGAAACCCUAAAUACACCCAAUAAAUAUUCUACCAAUGACUCAUCAAAUUAUAUACCUCCAUAUUCUCCCGCUAUUUAUUUUUCGGAACCCUUUUUAAACAAUCGUAAUUAUCUGCUUUGUAAUAGGAAUUGUAAGGGCUUAAAGAAUAAUAAAGCAGAAUACAUUUUACAUAAUAAUUCAGAAAUAUGUGUUAAUAACAUGAAUUAUAAACAUAGAUAUUCCAUUAUGAACUCCAAGAUCAAAAAUAAUUGUAAUAAUUGGCAUUCAAAAGACUCUCAAUCGAGCCUACAUGAUAAUAAUAAUAAUUCAUAUAUUGAGAACAAUUUAUCUAAAGCUCAGGUUAUAUUCAAUAAACGCCAAAUAAUGAGACGUUAUUAUAGGAUAGCUAAGAAACAAUACAAGAAAAGACUCAGUUGA
This is a messenger RNA of Gordionus sp. m RMFG-2023, 2409 nucleotides long. RefSeq lists its product as uncharacterized. Gene Ontology annotation, cellular component: dendrite; cilium; plasma membrane. Bases 142 to 2409 code for a protein of 755 amino acids. The record is from RefSeq and is a predicted model, not a curated record. NCBI's taxonomy places the organism in Eukaryota, Metazoa, Nematomorpha, Gordioida, Chordodea, Parachordodidae. The transcript is spliced from 11 exons. Gene Ontology annotation, biological process: central nervous system development; commissural neuron axon guidance; smoothened signaling pathway. Gene Ontology annotation, molecular function: transmembrane signaling receptor activity; patched binding.